Brassica oleracea var. oleracea is the source of this 534-nucleotide messenger RNA. RefSeq lists its product as uncharacterized. The record is from RefSeq and is a predicted model, not a curated record. The transcript has 4 exons. Bases 1 to 534 code for a protein of 177 amino acids. NCBI's taxonomy places the organism in Eukaryota, Viridiplantae, Streptophyta, Magnoliopsida, Brassicales, Brassicaceae.
AUGGAGAUUUGUAAAACCAUAUGCACAAUUGAAGCAAUAGACACUGAUUGGGCAUGGUUUUACUUUGGGUGUGACCGUCACAACAAAAAAGUCAAUAAGCUCGCAAAUCUGAUUAUGAAGAGAAUUGACAAACCAAAGUUUCAUUGUGAAAUUUGUAAUGCUAUUGUGACUCAUGUUUCCCCCAAGUUCAAACUCCAUGUGGUCGUGAAAGAUGACACAGAGACAUGUAGUCUAAUGUUACUAGGCUCUGUUGCAAAAUCCAUUGUUGGUGUGAAAGCUGAUGAUCUAUGGGAUGGUUCUUAUGGAGAGGUUGUAAGCAUUGAAAGUGGUUCUGAGGCAAUUUCGGAAAUGGGAACAACUUCUUCUACAAUGUCAUCUGGUGGUGUGUUGCUGUUGGAUUCAAGUUCAUCUGAAGAUCCUAAAACUCCAUAUUCAAAACGCAAAGAAGAUGAUGCUGAUCUACCGGACCUAACAUCCACUUCCAAGAAACUAUGCACCAAAGUGAUCAAACAGGAAAAGGCGAAAACCGAUUAA